AUGAGUUUCGAGCCUAGCAACCUAGCCAUCUGCGAAACAUGCGGCACGCAAUUCGACGUUCCGCUUGAGCAGCACCCGGAGACAUGCCGGAUCUGUGAUGACCCUCGCCAGUACGUUCCCGCAUCAGGACAAUCCUGGACCUCGCUCUCCGCCUGCCAAUCCCUCCAAAAGAACACUUUUGAGACGGAUAAAGAAGACCCUCGCAUCCACUACAUAACCACUGCGCCUCUCUCUCCAUCGGAACUUCCCCCAGGUCUGGCCGAUUCUAGCACAACCCGCAAGCAACUUGGUAUUGGUCAAAGAGCCAUCUUACUGCAGACAUCACGUGGCAAUAUCCUUUGGGAUUGUGUCGCAUUCUUAAACCCUGCUACCAUCGACUUCAUCAAGGGAAAGGGUGGGCUAAAGGCUAUGGUGAUCAGCCAUCCGCAUUUCUACACUACGCAUUUGGAGUGGGCGAGUGUGUUUGGGUGUCCCGUGUAUAUGUGUGGCGAUGAUCAGACGUGGUUGAACCGAAAGGAUCAGAAUGGUGUGAGGAAGUUCGUCAAGGGAGUUACUGAGAUUGAAGAAAGUGGGGGCGAGGCUAAGAUGAUUCAAUGCGGUGGGCACUUUGAGGGCAGUGCGGUGCUGUGGUGGGACCGGAAGCUUUUCAUCGCUGAUACGUUUAUGAGUGUGCCUUCUGGAUUCAGUAACGCGCACCGCGUGCCGGAUACGACAUCCUACUCGUUCAUGUGGGCGUAUCCCAACAUGAUUCCACUAACGCCCAAGGCUAUCCAUGGGAUAUGGAAGGCAAUCAAGCCGUUCGAGUUUGACAGGACGUAUGGAGGAUUUCCGGGGCAGAACCUGAAAAGAUCGGAUCUGAAGAAACAAGUGCUCGAGAGCAUGAAGAUUUUCCUACGGAGGAGUGGACACGAGGACGCAGAUGUGUAUGAGGAGAGUACUUGA
This is a messenger RNA of Alternaria ventricosa, 942 nucleotides long. RefSeq lists its product as uncharacterized. The coding region runs from base 1 to 942 and encodes 313 amino acids. The record is from RefSeq and is a predicted model, not a curated record. Lineage: Eukaryota; Fungi; Ascomycota; Dothideomycetes; Pleosporales; Pleosporaceae. The transcript has 3 exons.